Magallana angulata is the source of this 1812-nucleotide messenger RNA. RefSeq lists its product as uncharacterized. The transcript is spliced from 3 exons. The coding region runs from base 802 to 1707 and encodes 301 amino acids. NCBI's taxonomy places the organism in Eukaryota, Metazoa, Mollusca, Bivalvia, Ostreida, Ostreidae. The record is from RefSeq and is a predicted model, not a curated record.
UUGACACGAUUGUAGAUUAUUUGAAAUGACAUAAUAUGAAUUGUGAUGAGAUUCCAUUUGCCUUUUUGGUCUCCCAAUUCAACAUGUCUGCAAACAAUAGGCUGCUGAAUAAUGCAGGCGUGUCUACCUUAUCGUUUUCCUUAGCAACAUGGCUUCCAUUGUGUGCAUCCUGUUUCGCUAAUGUGGAAUUAGAUACAGCUUCAUCCUUUGUGCACCAGGAACUGGACAACUCUACUCUCUGUCUAUUUGUGUGUUGUUAUCAAAGUGACAUGUGUAAAUACACAGUUUAUACCGAUCGAAGCUGCAUUGAUCUCUGAGUGUAUAAAGCAGUAACCCGCUUCUUAUAAAAAAUAUAUCUCCGUGUGUUUGCUGCGCCCGACAGAUCGUAUUAGUUCUGUCUUGCAUAUAGAAGUCAUUUGAUGGAGAAAAGCAAUGAUAUAGAGCGGAGUGCCACUGUUGUGUAGGUAGGGGAAGAGAGUCGGCCAAACAUCACGGUUAGUGAGUACUCCUUGUGAUCCGUGACAGAUCGUAGGGCGCUCUGACUUCACCAUCCUUCGGGUUUCUAAGUCUAGAGCUGACUGGGAUUCUUACCAAUUGAGACCUGCGUCUUUCUGAAUCAAUAACACUUCUACAGAGAGUUGAAAAUUGACAGGUAUAUAAUCUUCUAAUCAAUGUGAAAUUCAGGGAAACAACAGCGUCCGUCAUUCGAGUGAAGCAGUGGGCAUUUCAACAUGUUCGAUUAGCACUUCAGCUAAUUCCCCGACUCUCUUCGCUAUUCAAUACCUGUCUUGUUUGAUCAACAUGCACGCUAUAUACGCUGGGGGGUCAACUCCCACCCCGUCCCCACGGGUCCACCGGAAACAGUUCGGCUAUGGACGACCCGUGAUGCCCGGAUAUUCUUUCCCUCACAAACAGGCCUCUCCGGUCCAUCAUAAAAGUGCUUCAAAAGACUCGAACGAUUCUGCUUCGAAGGAAACCAACUUUCGGGACGCUAUCCCUGCGAUGUGUACGGCUCUGGCCUGUGUGUGCUUUGUCUGUAACAUUAUUCUUCCAGGACUAGGUACCUUCCUGUCUGGAAUGAGCGUCCUCUGUGGUUCCAAAGUGAGGCAAAAGGACACCACAAAAUCCAAAGUGGUGCUCGUUAACUGUUGGGUGGCCUUUCUGCAGCUUUUCACCACCAUAUUUCUCUUGUUAGGUUGGAUAUGGAGCAUUGUUUGGGGAACAUUGUUCAUUUCCUAUACAGAUGAGUUCUACAAGAUCAAAGAGAAAGGAAUAGAAAAGAGUGACCCUGACAAUGUACAAGAACAGCACACUAAGCCCCAGACGUCGCCGGUGAAACAGCGCAAUAACACACAAACUAACUCUUCUCCCAAACCCUCAACGAACGCGCAAGUGCAGAGGAUUCCGGUGCAACAGACGCAACAUCAAGUUCCUUCUACGUCAUCAACUGACCAUUCCAUCAUCACUUUACAAGAACUUCCAACAAUAAACAAUGACAAUUCAGUGACGCGUUUGGAUCAGCCAAUAAUGAACGCUAGAACUCGCCAUCAAAAGAUUCUUAGAAGACAAAUGUCUGAUCACGAUUUGUCUCCCUUCAAUUUGACGCAAGAGCAGUUAGAGGACAUUAUAAUUCAUGCUGCUCCGGUAACUAGGGGCAACAGAAUGACCAUAGACGAAGCCCGAGAAUCUGGCCCGGAAAAGGGAUGAAAUUCGUUCUGUAUAUUCUCAGAGUGACGAUGGUGCAAUAUGUGGAAUAAUGUACUUCGAUAUAUUUUGUUUACUCUAUCAAAAAUAAAUGUUAUUAUAUUACUA